ACCAGAAAAAAAUGAAAAUAAAUUUUAAGUAUUUACAAACUCUUUAUUUUAAACUCCAUAAAACCCUCCACCUAGAGAUUUCACUCCUCUUCCUCAUGUAAACUCUCCCUCUCUCUUAUUUAUCUUUCUUUCUUUCUUCUAUGAAUUUUUAUUUUCCCUUAUUUAUUUUAAAAUUUUCAUUUCUGUAACUUCUCCGUCAAAAAGAGGGUGAAGAUAAUUUUUUUUAAAAAAAGCCUGGAGGAACAAAUCAAAACCCUUAACGAUGAUGCAGCAGGGUGGUAGUACAACCACAGCCGCCGCAACAGAAGCGGUGCCACUACAACAUAACGAGUCAGCCGCUACAGAAGCUGCGGCAGCAACAGCAGCAGCGGUUGGAGCUUUUGAGGUGUCGGAGGAGAUGGGCGACCGUGGUUUUGGAGGAAACAGGUGGCCGCGGCAGGAAACGCUUGCGCUGCUGAAAAUACGAUCCGAGAUGGGAAUAGCGUUUAGAGACGCUACCGUUAAAGGACCCUUAUGGGAAGAGGUUUCCAGGAAAAUGGGGGAGCUUGGUUAUAUAAGAAACGCAAAGAAAUGCAAAGAGAAAUUCGAAAACGUUUACAAAUACAACAAACGAACCAAAGAAGGCCGUACCGGAAAAUCCGAAGGCAAAACUUAUCGCUUCUUUGAUCAGUUAGAAGCUCUCGAGACUCACUCAACCUCCUCUUCACUACAUCCCCAUCAACAAACGCAAUCGCAACCGCUUCAACCGCAACCUCUACCACCUCACAAUAACAUUAGCUCAAUGUUCUCCACUCCUCCAGUAACAACUGUUACGCCGCCGCCGACAACAAACAUGACUCCAGUGAACAUAUCUUCAUUUCCAAACAUCUCAGGAGAGUUUCUGUCGGAUAAUUCCACAUCGUCUUCUUAUUCCACUUCUUCUGACGUUGAGGUUGGUGGCACGACAACAACCACGAGGAGGAAGAAGAGGAAGAGGAAGAGGAAAUGGGAGGAGUUUUUCGAGCGGUUAAUGAAACAGGUUGUCGAUAAGCAAGAGGAACUUCAACGCAAGUUCUUGGAAGCUGUUGAAAAGCGAGAGCAAGAGAGGAUGGUUAGAGAAGAAUCUUGGAGAGUUCAAGAAAUUGCUAGAAUCAACCGAGAGCACGAGAUCUUAGCUCAAGAACGCUCCAUGUCCGCGGCUAAAGACGCCGCGGUAAUGGCGUUUCUUCAGAAGUUUUCAGAAAAACCGAACCCUCAAUGUCAAUCAAUAGUAAUACCGCAACCUCAACCGCAACAGCAACAUGCUAGAUCGCAAAUGCUGGUUAAUAAUAACAACCAGCAGGUGACAUCGCAGCAAACGCCUCAAACGCCACCUCCUCAGCCGUCACAUGCAGUGAUACCGACCUUCGACACUACUACGGAAACAAAUAAUAGUGAUCAGAACAUGACUCCUGCGUCGGCCUCCACGGGAGGAGCGGUAAGCUCUUCGCGGUGGCCGAAAGUGGAGAUAGAGGCAUUGAUAAAGCUGAGGACGAAUCUUGAUACGAAAUAUCAAGAGCACGUACCAAAAGGACCAUUGUGGGAAGAGAUAUCAGCAGGAAUGAGAAGGUUAGGAUUCAACAGGAACUCAAAGAGAUGCAAAGAAAAAUGGGAAAACAUUAACAAAUACUACAAGAAAGUCAAGGAGAGCAACAAGAAACGCCCUGAAGAUUCCAAGACUUGUCCUUACUUUCACCAGCUUGAUGCUUUAUAUAAAGAGAGGAACAACUUCCACACCAACAACAACCACAACAUAGCAUCUUCUUCCUCAACAUCUGGUUUAGUCAAACCGGAUAAUUUGGUUCCUUUGAUGGUCCAACCGGAGCAGCAAUGGCCUCCAGCUACGGCAACUACGGUUGGUGCAACGGCUCAACCCGAUCAACAUCCUCCUCUUCCUCCUCCUCCUCAGCCGUUGGAUCAUAACUUUGAUGAAGAAGAAGGCACAGACGAAGAAGAAUACGACGAUGAGGAAGACGACGAAGAGGAUCAAGAAGAAGAGGAAGGAGGUGAAGUUUGAGCUUGUACCGAGCAAUAACAAAGACUAGUAAUCUUUGUAAGUUUUGAUAUAGAUGAAAAGAAUUUAAAUAUUGGAAGGGGUUUGUUUUUUUAUCUUUGAUUUUUAUGUUAUACUGAGGAAAAAUUAAUAUGUUGAUAAUAAAUAAAUGUUGUGUUAAUCGA
Molecule: messenger RNA, 2196 nt
Organism: Raphanus sativus (radish)
Lineage: Eukaryota; Viridiplantae; Streptophyta; Magnoliopsida; Brassicales; Brassicaceae
Product: trihelix transcription factor DF1-like
Exons: 2
Coding region: 263-2035 (590 amino acids)
Source: RefSeq, a predicted model, not a curated record